UCGUCAAGCUGCAAUAUUCAAGCCUUGACAUUGCGAAGAUGGACGCUGUUAUGGUCUAGACCUGGAUACAUAGAAACCCCAAACUGCGAGUUUAAGAGCUCUGUUAUGAGAACAUUUCUAGUUCUUCCAGGUGGAGGCAGGAGGUGUGUGUAGAGUGCAGUACACAUCAGCAGCAUGUAUUCUGAGUGGCGCUCGCUGCAGCUGGUGGUGCAGAGUGACCAGGGCCAUCUCAGUGUUCUGCACUCCUAUCCCAACACUGUGGGCACGGAGGUGGCAAAUGCUGUGGUCAAACCUCUGGGCACAGCUGUAAGCCCUGUGGCCACAGAGAAUAUCCUGAAGACAGACAAGGAGGUGAAAUGGACCAUGGAGGUGUUGUGUUAUGGCCUCACCCUCCCCCUGGAGGGAGACACCGUGAAGCUGUGUGUGGAUGUGUACACAGACUGGAUGAUGGCCUUGGUGUCGCCCAGGGACUCCAUGCCUACGCCUGUUGUCAAGGAGCCAAAUAUGUACGUCCAGACCAUCCUCAAGCACCUCUACAACGUUUUUGUGCCAAGGCCUGAGCAGCACAGUCUGAACCACAUCAGGCUCUGCCAGCAGGUUCUGACUGCAGUCCAGAAGUUGGCACGAGAGUCUGUUUCCAUGGUGAGGGAAACCUGGGAGGUGCUAUUGCUCUUCCUUCUUCGCAUCAACGACACAUUACUUGCCGCGCCAACGGUUGGAGUUGGCGUUGCAGAGAAACUGGCAGAGAAACUGAUGGCGGUGCUGUUCGAGGUGUGGCUACUGGCGUGCGCGCGCUGUUUUCCCACGCCACCAUAUUGGAAGACAGCGAGGGAAAUGCUGGCCAACUGGAGACACCACCCCCCGGUUGUAGAGCAGUGGAGCAGAGUGGCCUGUGCCCUCACCUCCAGGCUCUUGCGCUUUACACAUGGACCAUCCUUCCCGCCCUUUAAAGUUCCUGAUGAAGAUGCCAGCCUGAUCCCUUUAGAGAUGGACAACGACUGUGUGGCACAGACGUGGUACCGCUUUCUCCACAUGCUAAGCAACCCAGUGGACCUGAGCAACCCUGCGAUAGUGAGCACCACACCGAAGUUUCAGGAACAGUUUCUGAACUCCAGCGGCAUUCCUCAUGAAGUGGUGCUGCAUCCGUGUUUGAAACAGCUUCCCCAGAUCUUCUUCAGGGCCAUGAGGGGCAUCAGCUGCUUAGUGGAUGCAUUCUUAGGUUGCUCUGUUGAAAAGAAAGAUGUACGGGAGAGGGUGUUCACUUUUUCUCCAGUGCUGCUCUCUUAUGGUAUAUCACGUCCCAGAUCUGACAGUGCCCCUCCCACCCCGGUCAACAGAAUGAGCAUGUCUCCGCCCCCCUCCAUCACCAACACCACACCCCCCCACAGCCGCAAGCAACGGCACACAGUGGUCACCAAAACCACAAGCAAGAGUUCCACGGGCAGUGGCAGUCAACCAACCAAAGCGUCCCAGCAGCAGCAGCAGCAGCAGCAGCAAACUUCCUCCUCCCCGACCCUGCUCUCCAGCCCCAACCAGACCAGCUGGGAGUCUCGGCCUCUGCCGGCCCCGGCACGUCCAAAAGUCAACAGCAUCCUCAACCUGUUCGGCCAGUGGCUCUUCGACGCGGCACUAGUCCACUGUAAGCUCCACAGCGGCCUCGGCAGAGACCCCAGCAUGACCGCAAUAGCCACUCAAGUAGGUCUGGAACUGAGAAGGAAGGGUUCCCAAAUGUCCACCGACUCCAUGGUGUCCAACCCGAUGUUUGAUGCCAACGAGUUCCCAGAGAGCUAUGAGGCGGGACGGGCGGAGGCCUGCGGGACGCUCUGCCGAAUCUUCUGUAGCAAGAAGACCGGAGAAGAUAUUCUGCCCGUUUACCUGUCCAGGUUCUACAUGGUCCUGAUUCAGGGUCUCCAGAUCUCCGAUUUUAUCUGCAGACCAGUUCUGGCUUCUAUCAUCCUCAACUCUUCCUCUCUGUUCUGUACCGACCUGAAAGGCAUCAACGUGGUGGUGCCUUACUUCAUAGCCGCCCUGGAGACUAUUGUACCGGACAGGGAGCUGUCCAAAUUCAAGAUGUACGUAAAUCCCACCGACCUGCGGAGAGCCUCUAUCAACAUUCUGCUUGCCAUGCUGCCUUUGCCGCAUCAUUUUGGCAACAUCAAAUCAGAGGUUCUGUUGGAAGGAAAGUUCAACGAGGAGGAUGGGUGGCCACAUGACCAGCCCGUGUCUUUCCUGUCCCUGAGGCUGCGUCUCGUCAAUGUCCUCAUAGGAGCCCUUCAGACUGAGACGGACCCCACCAACACACAGCUCAUCCUGGGUGCAAUGCUCAACAUUGUUCAAGACUCGGCACUGCUGGAGUCCAUAGGUGCACAGACUGAAACGGGGAGCAUAGACGGGAGCCACAUGGCCGUGAGGGGUCAGAGUCACAGCCGCACCAACAGCGGCAUCAGCUUCAACAGCGGGGGGAGCACGGAGGCCACCAGCCCGGACUCUGAGCGCCCCGCACAGGCCCUGCUGCGAGACUACGCUCUUACAGAUACGGCGGCAGGCCUGCUGGUGCGCAGCAUCCACCUGGUCACCCAGAGACUCAACUCCCAGUGGAGGCAAGACAUGAGCAUCUCACUGGCUGCACUGGAGCUGCUGGCCGGGCUCGCUAAGGUAAAGGUGGGAGUGGACUCUGCAGACCGUAAGCGUGCCGUCAGCUCUAUAUGUGGGUACAUCGUGUACCAGUGCAGCCGUCCAGCGCCUCUCCAAUCCCGAGACCUCCACUCCAUGAUUGUAGCCGCCUUCCAGUUUCUCUGCGUGUGGCUCACAGAACACCCCGACAUGCUGGAUGAGAAGGAUUGUUUGGUAGAGGUGCUGGAGAUUGUGGAGCUGGGAAUAUCUGGCAGUAAGUCUCGGCAGGAACUGGAAGUCCGACAUAAAGGGGAGAAGGAGCACAACCCGGCCUCAAUGAGGGUGAAGGAUGCUGCUGAGGCCACAUUAUCCUGUAUCAUGCAGGUGUUGGGGGCCUUCCCUUCCCCCAGCGGGCCCGCCUCCACCUGCAGCCUGCUGAAUGAAGACACCCUGAUCCGCUACGCCAGACUCAGCGCCACAGGAGCCAGCAACUUCCGCUACUUCGUCCUGGACAACUCGGUCAUCCUCGCCAUGCUGGAGCAACCCCUCGGCAACGAGCAGAACCCGAGUCCAUCAGUGACAGUACUGAUCAGAGGGACGGCCGGUAGACAUGCCUGGACUAUGCAGCUCUUCCACCAACCCAGAGGAGCUCGGGCCAAUCAGAGGCAGGUGUUUGUACCCGAGGGCCGUCCAAAACCCAACAACGGUGUGGGCAUCAAGUACAACGUGAAGCAGAGGCCCUUCCCCGAAGAGGUGGAUAAGAUUCCUCUCGUCAAAGCGGACGUCAGUAUUCCUGACUUGGAUGACAUUGUCAGUAAAGAGGUGUGUUGUAUGGGCUGGUUGGAAGAAUCAAGAGCUACAAAUGCACUGAUCAGUAAUGUCCCACAUCUGGAACUGCAACAUGACAAGCUUCGGGCUCUGAUGACAAAGCAGAUGGAGUACGAGAACUCCCUGGAGCGACACAGCGAGGAGAUCUGGAAGUCCAAGCCUUACCCCGACCCUCAGACGGACUGCAAACCCCCGUCCCCCGCGCAGGAGUUCCAGACAGCUCGCCUCUUCCUCUCACACUUCGGCUUUCUGUCUCUGGAGGCGCUCAAGGAGCCAAACAACAGUCGUCUACCUCCUCAUCUGAUUGGCCUGGAGUCCUCGUUGCCUGGGUUUUUUGAUGACAUAAGCUACCUGGACCUGCUUCCAUGCCGACCAUUUGACACCGUCUUCAUUUUCUAUGUGAGGGCCGGACAGAAAAGCAGCCCGGAGAUCCUGAGGAAUGUGGAGUCAUCGUCCAGCGUCCAACCCCAUUUCUUGGAGUUCCUGCUGUCCUUGGGCUGGCCUGUGGACGUGGGACGCCACCCGGGCUGGACAGGACACCUGGACACCAGCUGGUCCCUCAACUCCUGCUCCGACAGCAAUGAUUUCCAACAAACGGAGGACGCAGCUACUCCAGAGGACACAGGAGGCUCAGUGUUCAACGGGGAGAAGAAAGUGUUGUACUACGCUGAUGCUCUGACAGAGAUUGCCUUCGUUGUUCCUUCGUUAUCGGAGAAUUCAGAGGAGUCGUCAAAGCACAGCGACUCCACCGUGGAGGCCGACACUAACGCAGACAUCGUGCCCGGCUCACUCAAACAACCCAAUCUCACACUGGAGCUGUUCCCCAACCAUUCAGAAAACCUGGAGUCUGCCAAAAAGCUGAGUCCUUUGGUGAAAUCAAAGAGGUCGUCCACUGGAAAGUCUUUCCCACCUCUGGGUCCUGAGACCAAGGUGUUCGUGGUCUGGGUGGAGCGCUUCGAUGAUAUCGAGAACUUCCCUCUAUCUGAUCUCUUGGCGGAAACCAGCACGGGCUUGGAGGCGAGCAUGAGCAACAGCACUUCCUGCAGGUCAGGGUUACUAGAGAAGGACGUUCCUCUGAUCUUCAUCCAACCUCUGAAGACGGGACUCUUCAGGAUCCGGCUUCAUGGGGCCGUGGGUAAAUUCGGCAUGGUGAUUCCCCUGGUGGACGGCAUGGUGGUCAGCCGCAGAGCACUAGGGUUCCUCGUGCGGCAAACGGUCAUCAACGUGUGCCGACGGAAGCGUCUGGAAAGUGACUUGUACAACCCGCCUCACGUGCGGCGGAAGCAGAAAAUAACGGAGAUAGUGCAGCGUUACCGCAACAAGCAGCUGGAGCCAGAGUUUUACACCUCGCUCUUCCACGAGGUGGGGGAGGGAAAGCCUCACCUCUAACCUCCCCCCCAGCCCUGUCCUAACACUGGCUCACAAGCGCACAUUACAACUUACACACACACAUACACUCUCUCGUCCUAUACUCAUACACCAUUUACUGUGCGUGCACACACACACACACACACACACACACACACACACACACACACACACACACACACACACACACACACACACACAUGCAGAUCUUUAUAUUUAUACUGUACUGUUUGUUAUUUAUAUGACUACAUAUAUCAACACUGUCUGCCUUUGACUCAGAGAGCAAAGUGUCAAAAACCCAUGCCACGUCGGGAAAAGCUGCAUUUCUCUGUCGCAGCCACUCAUUGAAGGUUUGAAGCUGAACAGUGACUGCCCCCCCACCUCCCCAUUUAGAAUCAUGCUUCGUGGCAAAAAACAGUCUCUGCUCGUCUUUAACUGCAAUAGUUACACUGUCGGCCUUUCUGAAAUUGUAAAAAAGUGUCCUCUAAAUCCUGUGAUGCGAUUGAUUUUCACGAUGCUUUGGUAAUAGAGUUGUGUCCCUAAAUCUGCAUAUCUGUUUUUGUUUUAAUCAAACAGAUUCGGGUGGAUUUUUCUUCAAUGAAAUGCAAGCGUUAUAAAAAAAUGUUUUCUAAUAUACGUCUCCUGCUGCAUUAGUGGCUUCAAGAAGUGAUUGACAGAAUUAACCCUUCAUCUAAUGUUACAAAAAAAUCAUCAUUCAACAUGCAGACACCUGCUGAAGUCUUCCUCACACAUCAGGCCUCACACAUUUGUUUAUAUAUUUGUAUUUGUUUUUUAGGAAUCCUAUGUUGUAAUUUUUGACAACUAAAGCCUUCUCAGUCAUCUUAUCUCAGAACCUACUGCUGUGUGUGUGUGUGUGUGGUGUGUGCGCGUGCACACACACACACACACACACACACACACACACACACACACAUAUGCUUGUUCAACCAGUCGAUUCAUACACACUACAAGGAGUCACAGUGACCCCCAUAAAAACUCCAUGCACUGCAAUUAAAGACGACUUUUUGCGCAAGACAUAGCCCCUACUCCUGCUUUACUCUUGGUUUAAUUAGAAUGAGUUUAGCUACGGAACUUCGUUCAUUUUUCACAUGGUUAUUGCCGGGCUAAUUUGAAAUGACCACAAAGAUAUUUUAGCCAUAUUUCCAAACCUUUAUGGCACAGUUGAAGUGUCCUGCUCCUCCAAACAAAUCUACAGUGAUCUAUUCAAAGGCCAACUCACUCCCUGCAGCCAAAUGUGUUAUACAUAGCUUGCAUUUUGGCUUAUUAUGUAAUAAUAUAUUCAGAAAAAAUGCAGUUUAUCCUUCAAACAUUUUUUUUUUUGCUUCACUUUUUUUCGUUCACUCACUGUACUUCAGUUAUGAUUCAGCCCUCUUCACUGUCUGCCUGUAACAAUGUGAAUUUAUUUAUCACAGCGAUGGAACAGGUCAAACUCCUCUUUGUUAUAUUGGAAAGUCUUAAUGCACUGAGCACAUUUUAUGUUGAUUUUUUUCUAUUCCCAUUGGUUACCUUUCGUGUCCUUUUUGUACUUUUGUGCAUUUUGAAAGAAAACCCUGCUGAAGGAAGAGUUUUAUCUUGUGAAAUAUGAAGACGAGGCGUCGUGGAGUUUUUAACCUGUCAUGUCUAACUGUGUGACUCACUUUCUAUGACGGUGCUUUGCGCACAUGCCUUUUUUUGGAAGGAAAAAGUAACAUUCAGUUUGCUUCGAAGCAACCACAUACAAUCAGUCAUACAUGCUACGUUACUCCUCUGACGUUUGAUCAUAUUUAAAGAUUUGCCAUGUACAGAAGCGGAGGAUGAAUAUGUAAAUAUAUGAUAGUGUAAGGCAUUUAAAAGUUUGUCUGUUGCAUUCCUCAUCUGCAAGAAAAAAUAUGUAUGUAUGCAAUUAAGUGUGGGAGCAUCACAAUGGGUAUUGAAUGUAACAUGCAUCAAUUAAAACUAUUAUUGACAUUUUAA
Messenger RNA from Eleginops maclovinus (Patagonian blennie), 6783 nucleotides. It is a transcript of the gene ralgapb, whose product is annotated as Ral GTPase activating protein non-catalytic subunit beta. Gene Ontology annotation, biological process: regulation of small GTPase mediated signal transduction; activation of GTPase activity. Lineage: Eukaryota; Metazoa; Chordata; Actinopteri; Perciformes; Eleginopidae. The transcript is spliced from 32 exons. Gene Ontology annotation, molecular function: GTPase activator activity. Bases 175 to 4830 code for a protein of 1551 amino acids. The record is from RefSeq and is a predicted model, not a curated record.